Molecule: messenger RNA, 345 nt
Organism: Notothenia coriiceps (black rockcod)
Lineage: Eukaryota; Metazoa; Chordata; Actinopteri; Perciformes; Nototheniidae
Gene: styxl1
Product: serine/threonine/tyrosine interacting-like 1
Exons: 3
Biological process (GO): positive regulation of intrinsic apoptotic signaling pathway; negative regulation of cytoplasmic stress granule assembly; dephosphorylation
Cellular component (GO): mitochondrion
Molecular function (GO): pseudophosphatase activity; protein phosphatase binding; protein phosphatase inhibitor activity
Source: RefSeq, a predicted model, not a curated record
GAGUUGGAGAGUCUGAAGCAGUAUCCGGUGGAGAUCCUCUCAGGACUCCUGUACCUCGGAGACGAGAAGCAGAGCGCCGACUGCAGCCUCCUCAGAGAGAUGAAGAUCAGCCUCAUCAUCCUCCUCUCUCAGCAAUCCAUGAAGGGGAAUCAGGCCAUCGUUAACUUCCCGGUGGACGACUCAGUGAAAUCUGACUUAUACUCCAGCUUUGAAAGAAUCUGUGAUCUGAUUGCCUCGACCAUCGACUCGGGCUCUCGGGUUCUGAUCGCUUCUCCUCGAGGUCGAAGUCGCUGCAGCGCCGCCACCAUCGCCUUCCUCAUGAAGCACCGAAAACACACACUGCAG